Molecule: messenger RNA, 1756 nt
Organism: Clarias gariepinus (North African catfish)
Lineage: Eukaryota; Metazoa; Chordata; Actinopteri; Siluriformes; Clariidae
Product: ras-related protein Rab-20-like
Exons: 2
Coding region: 263-982 (239 amino acids)
Biological process (GO): intracellular protein transport
Cellular component (GO): endomembrane system
Molecular function (GO): GTPase activity; GTP binding
Source: RefSeq, a predicted model, not a curated record
GAGGAGGGGAAAAAGUUUGUUUGAGUGAAAGCGGUGUUAUUCCUCUGAGGGCUGUUGUGAUAGGUGACUUAAAAAAGUUUUUAUGACCCUUUGUGGGUUAGUUUACAAACACUCACACACACGCCGGGAGACUGCCGUGACCAAAGUUUGACGUGACGAGAUAUAUUUUGGUUUUAUUAAAAAAGAAAGGAAAAAAAAGACCCAACAACCCAAACUUAAUUGUCUUAUAAAUCUAUUCUUAACGUUAUUAAAUACUGGCGCGAUGCCACCGGCAAGGAAAACGAGGAAGCCUGAUAUUAAGAUGGUCGUUCUGGGAGACAUGAACGUCGGCAAAACGUCUCUUCUUCAUAGAUACACGGAAAGGAGCUUUAAAGACACGCUGAGCACAGUCGGAGGAGCGUUCUUCCUCAAGCAGUGGGGACCCUACAAUAUCUCUAUUUGGGACACAGCAGGUCGUGAGCAGUUCCAUGGUUUGGGCUCCAUGUACUGUCGUGGUGCAUCAGCCAUCAUCCUGACGUAUGAUGUAACCAGCUGGCAGAGCCUGAUGCAGCUUGAGGAAAGGUUCCUGUCGCUCACUGACUCGGCCAACAGUGACUGUGUUUUUGCCAUUGUAGGCAACAAGGCUGACCUGACUGACUCCUGUGCACAGGUUACUACCACUGAGGACACCCCAGCAGGCCCCAGCCCCCCACACACGCCUACUGUCCGUAAGCAAGUGGCACAAGAGGAUGCCGUGGCGCUUUACAACCGCCUAAUACGCUACAAGGCUCUUGACACACACAUUCUUCCACGUGCUGAGGAUAUGUGCUUUGAGACAAGUGCAAAAACAGGCUACAACGUUGAUUCAUUGUUCGAGACACUAUUCGAGUUGCUGCUGCCUUCCAUCGUCAGAAAACAGGAGCAAAUGCAGACAGAGUCAGAUACUGUAUGUUUGGACGACCUUCGGGAAAAUGAGAAAAAGAAAAGUGAAUGUUGUGUGUGAAGAAUACUAUUAGAUACUUGAAAAUGGGUGUCAUGCAGGUUUCUUUGAAGAAAUGAAUAGUAGUAAAUCAAAUUGAUGACUAAUUAAUUCAAUCAUGGAGAUAUAUCGCCACUGAAGCAUGAUAAAGUCAGCUGACUUGACUUUAUGAUGCUCUAGCUUGGCCCAAAUCACAAUCACAAUUUUUGCAUGAAAACUAUGACAACUGACUUCAGUGUCAGUGAUUGCGGUUUGUGUGUUUAUCGUACGAGUUACUCCUUCUGACUCCUUUGCUUGAGAUAUCCGUGUCUUUUGGGGAAAAAAAAGUCUUAGCAUUUGGAUGUAUAAAAAAGAGAUAUUAGGUGUCGCUGUAGAUGCUAGCUGUGGCUUGGCCUUUUUACACCAGUCGACAUUGUUGACAUCCUAGGACAUAAAGAAGACUUAAGACUGCUGACCUUAGAUAUCAGCCUGAACGGGGCACAGUAUUUCCUGUUACUGUGGUUUGUGUCAAGACAAGUCUAUGUUAACAGAAUUUAUUGAUUAAGGUUGCUCUUUAUUUACUCUGCCAUAGAUGCUCAUACUCUGCAGCAGGUUCUACAGUGGCACUUAUAGGCUUGAAUGUGUGCAAAUCAGGUUUAUUGUGUAUGGUGCCUGUUUUAGCAUGUGCCACCCCUUACAUUUCCCUGUUUUAAGGCAUUUUAUUCCAUUAACUGUACUGUGAAAAAGAUUUAUAGGAUUUUAUAUAUUUGCACUGUAUUAUAAAUUAAAAUAAAAGCUAUGUAAAUUAUGUUUACCUAA